AUGGAGCGUCUUCACUCCACGUCAAGCAGAGGCUUAGCUGGAUGGGGCAACCCAACUUUGCCCAAGAGCGGCUUCACGCUGUUCCUCCGCGUACAUUCCGCUCAAAAUCUGGCGGCAAUGGGGCGUGGAUCGUACUGCAAACUCUAUCUCGGCAACACCGAAGUGGUCGAAGGAUCCGCUAAUGCUGGAGCCUCAUUCAGCAACCUUUUGGCGGUCGACAAUGGCCAACCUUCGACUCACCGAAUUUUCCGGACGAAAGUUCUGUACACAGACCAGAAAUCCUGUCCGGAAUGGAACGAGAAGCUCGAGCUCCACGUGAUGGACCCGGAUAUCGAGAUCUUAACCAUCCGCGUUAAGAACCAGCUGAUGCUCUUCUGUCCUGCUAUCGGCGCAUGUGCCAUUCCGCUUUGCAAUGUGAAAAUAGGGGAACCGGCGGAGCAGUGGUUCCCUCUGUACAAGCAGAACAAACCCGCGGGUCAUAUCCGUCUUCAGCUGUUGCUAAAGGAGAAAGAUCCUGUGCUGCAACAGCCUCCUGUGGCAGUAAACGAGUCACCGAUGCAAAGGCUGAUCCAGCAACAUUGCCAACAAGAGCGAGAGCGGCGUCAAUCGCAGCAAAGUGAGGAAACGAUACGACGUCGACAGUUUGAAGAGCACGAGAGGAUGGAAAUGGAGUUGAGACGACAGAAACGAGAAGCCGAAGAGCGAGAACGGACGGUAAUUGAGGAGAUGGCAAAGAUGCAAGCAUUUCAUGAGCAAAUGCAACGAGAGGAGCAGGCGAAAGUUCAGACUUAUUUGCAGAAACAAAUGACUCACGAGGAAGUUUUUCAUGCUCAAGUGUUGCCAGAGAAGAUGCGCAACUUAAAGAUUGAGGAAACACCAGAAGUAACGAAAAACGUUAAGUACUUUGCUGAUGACGUCGCGACAUCAUCGACGUCAACAUCGAGUUUUUCUGGUUUACAGGACGGAAGUCAUGAACGCAUUCCGGAAGCUGUGGAGGUUACCGACGUGAUGUUGGGAGAAGUGAUGCACGACGCCUUGCCCUCGGACUCGUCCGAUGAAGAUGGGACGCAGCGGAUCCAACGCAAGGAGAAAGACCGGGAUGCUAGUACGCGGCCACAUGGGUUGAAAGAAAGCGAAGCGAACAGCCCUCCGUUGUUCCCUAGAGCUUCGGACACAAAGUUAAAAGGGGAGAUCCCUCAAACGAGGUUAUCUGCACAUGACCCGUCAAGCUCAGAGGAAACGUCCUCCUCUGAGGAAGAACGUCGUCAUCGUCGACGACGUCGCAGGGAGAAGAAAGCGAAACGAAAAGAGCGUCGCCGAAGACGCAAAGCGAAGCGGAAAGCUCGACGAGAAGCCGAUGGAUACGAUUCUUCCUCAUCCUAUUCCUCGUCUUCCUCGUCGCCGUCUUCGUCUUCGUCGACAUCGUCAGACGAGCGCCGCAAGCGUAAGUCUCGGAAGCAUAAGAAGAUCAAGGAAAGAGCGCGAUCGCACCGUGAAGGCAAAGCGAGUUCUUUCGCUCGAGCGUCCGCUCCGUCUCACUCAAACUCAUACGGUCCAGACCACUCGAACUACCCGACCAACAAAUACAGUGAACGCCCUCCGCAGUACUCAAAGUCUCAGCACGGAGCAGGAUCGUCGUCGAACUACAUUGAGUCGUUGCCUCCUCAGCCUCAGCAGAAACGGACAAUGGCCGAAAAGAUCAGUACAGCUGCAGAUGUGGCCUCCAUUCUCUCGGAUAUAGCGUCUGUGGCGACGAGCGUUCAGCAGUUAGCUGGCGGUGGCGAUGCUGGAGGCGGAGGCAUCCCAUUUACUGUUCCUGACAUGAGCCAGUUUCUAGGGGGACAGGACCUUUCCGCAUUAGCAGGUCAAGACUUCUCGGGCUUGGUCGGCGCCGACACCACAGCGCAGUACUUUUAG
Messenger RNA from Phytophthora infestans T30-4, 1917 nucleotides. RefSeq lists its product as uncharacterized. The record is from RefSeq and is a predicted model, not a curated record. The coding region runs from base 1 to 1917 and encodes 638 amino acids. The transcript has a single exon. NCBI's taxonomy places the organism in Eukaryota, Oomycota, Peronosporomycetes, Peronosporales, Peronosporaceae.